Molecule: messenger RNA, 1332 nt
Organism: Doryrhamphus excisus (bluestripe pipefish)
Lineage: Eukaryota; Metazoa; Chordata; Actinopteri; Syngnathiformes; Syngnathidae
Source: RefSeq, a predicted model, not a curated record
UUGUCACAUCUUCCACUAACCGUCCAAGCUUCAGCAUCGGCAAGACACUACGAAGUUAAGGACUAGCUGCUGUGAAGACGACAUAAAAGUGGACCGACCAAAGCAUACUUUUAUACCGGAAGACUCAUACAGCACGUUCUAAAAAAAACAAAGCAUAUAUACAGCGACAACACUUAAGAUGUCGCGAUCAUUGAGAUGGCUGUGUCUUCCAGCACAAGACGUGUGCUCCAGUCGUCAGGAGACAAGGAAGCGGAUUUGUCAUCUAAAACAAAAGCAGUGGUAGUGUGGAGCACUAGCAGGGAUACUGUAGAAACACCAGCCCAGCUUCAUCAUGGGGAAACAGAACAGUAAGCUACGACCUGAGGUCCUCAACGAUUUGAGAGAGAACACAGAGUUCACCGACCACGAGCUGCAGGAGUGGUACCGCGGCUUCCUUAAGGACUGCCCCACGGGUCAUCUGACCGUGGAGGAGUUCAAGAAGAUCUACGCUAACUUUUUCCCCUAUGGAGACGCCUCCAAGUUCGCCGAGCACGUCUUCCGCACGUUCGACACCAACUGCGACGCCACCAUCGACUUCAGGGAGUUCAUCAUCGCGCUGAGUGUGACUUCUCGUGGUGGGCUGGAGCAGAAACUGCGCUGGGCCUUCAGCAUGUAUGAUCUGGAUGGAAACGGCUAUAUCAGUCGGGCUGAGAUGCUGGAGAUAGUCCAGGCCAUUUAUAAGAUGGUGUCUUCAGUGAUGAAGAUGCCCGAGGAUGAAUCCACACCGGAGAAACGGACGGAUAAGAUCUUUAGACAGAUGGAUAUCGACAAUGACGGUCGCUUGUCCUUGGAGGAGUUCAUUAAAGGUGCCAAGAGUGACCCGUCCAUCGUCAGACUCCUGCAGUCCGAUCAGGGAACCUCUCGUCAGUUCUGAGGCCGCACUGUUGUUCACCUGAUUUAAAGGGGAAAAACAUGGUCCUGACAUGUACAGUAUAGCACUCCACGUCUUAUGUUUACAUUAUCGUGGCUUCUUUUUUGUGGACUGAUGGGCUUAUUCUGUGUAAAUGCAUUUCAUCCCCCCUCCCCCCCAUCCGCUCAAGUGCCAUAUCAUAUAUUUAUAUUGACUGGAUCACUUCUAAGUAUUAUGACUCCAGCUAUGUUACAUUAAGAAAUGAAUAUUAAAUUUUAACUGUGGAGAAGUGACUAUAUGUUGCUCAGGAAUGCUCAGUGGCUGUUCGAUACACAAGAUGUAUAUGCCUUUAGUAUUGCAUGCACUCUGUGGAAUGCAUUUUUAUGUGACUUUAAAUACAGAGACUGUGGUUGUUUAAGGUUUUAUUAUUGUAACAAACAUGU